Polypterus senegalus (gray bichir) is the source of this 3047-nucleotide messenger RNA. RefSeq names its product prostaglandin E2 receptor EP1 subtype-like. The record is from RefSeq and is a predicted model, not a curated record. Gene Ontology annotation, molecular function: prostaglandin E receptor activity; thromboxane receptor activity. The transcript is spliced from 4 exons. Bases 1488 to 2627 code for a protein of 379 amino acids. Gene Ontology annotation, biological process: positive regulation of cytosolic calcium ion concentration; adenylate cyclase-activating G protein-coupled receptor signaling pathway; inflammatory response. NCBI's taxonomy places the organism in Eukaryota, Metazoa, Chordata, Cladistia, Polypteriformes, Polypteridae. Gene Ontology annotation, cellular component: plasma membrane.
GAGGGGGCAAAACACACAUCUGAGGCCACCAUCAAGGCCAUAGCCUUCAGGCGUGAUGGCUCAAGUGACCUCUGCAUGCCACCAGAUGAGUUGGGCCGAGGUGGAGGUCUGCCAUCAAAUGCCCACGCCUACAUACAAUAUGUGCCAGGUGCUGCCUCCAUGCCUUAGUGCUCAAUCAGCCCCGACGGUCAUAUAGCCACUGAGCACCCAACAAGCACUUGACGUCCCCCCAAACUUAGUGGGCCACUGCCUAGCAGCAACAAGGGUCCUGAUUGGCAUGGAGUGCCACACUAAAGGAAGAAACUCCAUGGAAAUUAGAAUCUAAAAUAUUGGAAAGGGUGGCACACUGAUUAGCUCACUGCAAUGCCAAGACUCGAGUUCAGUUCCUGCAUGGUCUUAAGACGUUCUGUCGUGUGCCAGUGUGCGGGCCAUUGGGGUGUCCAACCCAGGGUGGGCUUUGGGAGUGCGCGUCUACAGACGGGUGUUUCAACGUGUGCGCCAGCGGUGAGUGUAACUGAAGAGUGUGCGCGCUCCCUGCUGGGUGACUUGAUGGGUGUGACGGGCUCGUUAGCGCCCCCUGCACGCACGCUCGAUCCCGCCUCGGAGGGGGGUGUCCGUGAGCGCGCAUGCCUGCCCAACUCGGAAAACAUCACAAGGCGUCAGUGCGGUGCGAGUGUGUCCGUCGGUCCACAGUGCUGGAGUGAGCAGGUUAGACCCCCGCCGCUAAAUGGGGUCUCUUCCAUCCACAGUCACGAUUGCAGGACCCUUGUGCUGUGCGUGCGCUCCGUGUCUCCAGUCCACCGAGUGAAUGCGCCGCUAAAGAAGAAGUGCGCCCUGCGGGGGGCACGCGUUGCCAGGCUGACAUCACCGCACAUCGCUGACUUUUCUUUUCUUUUCUUUUCUUUUCAUUUUUAUUUAUUUUUUUUUUUCUCAGUUCCGAGGAGCGCUAAUGCGCCGGCGGCACGCCGCCAGUGGAGCGCAGGAGGCUGCGCACGCCCCUCGUCUGCUCUGCUCUGCUCGGCUCUCCUCGGAGCCCGACGGAUAUUUUUGGCAGGUGAUUCCCUGGAGCGGACGAGCCGCCCCGAGUCGCGAGUCUCAGAGGAGGACACCUUGUCGAUCUCUUAACGGCGAAGUCGCCACAACUCCAGGGCAGCCCCUUCUCGUCUGACGGGGCAGGAAACGUACAGGACGCACUGCGUGGGACGACCGCAGUGGCAGGAGCUGCGCGGUUCUCUUCGUCCCCCCCGGACUUUUUUAAGGGCAGGAGCCUCGUGAAAGUUCGGCGAAGCCGGACAGGAGGCGGGAGGAGAGGCAGGAGUGUCGCCGAGAGGAGCCCCCCGCGCUGGACGAAGAGCACAGCCCUGCGCGUCCCGGACCCCGGGAUCAGAAACAAGACCUUCGGCUGCUGCUAACGGACGGCUGCAGGGCCAGAUGGGCUUAUCUCACCUCCAUGCUGCUUUGUUCAUUGGCUCACCCAUGGGCACCUCAUGAUGCUAGCCCUUCAGUUCCAGAACAUGUCUAUGAAUCCAGACGGCGCCUUCAAUGCCAGUGUUCUGGGCGAGCAUGGGAAUGGCACCGUGGAAGGAGAUGAGCUGGAAAGCAAAGCGCCAGUCCUGACUCAGCCAGUGGUCGCCUCUUCUGCCUCACCCGCCAUCCCGGGCUUAUCAAUGACACUGGGGGCAAUGUCCAACAUCAUCGCCCUGGUCAUCCUGGCGAAGUCCUACGCCCGUUUCCGUCGACGGUCCAAGGCCACGUUCCUACUCUUUGCCAGCAGCCUGGUUGUGACGGACUUUGCAGGUCACGUUAUUCCUGGAGCCUUCGUACUGCGACUGUAUGCUGUGGGCAUGAAGUGGCAUGCCAUUGACCAUUCGGGAGCGCUGUGCCAGCUGCUGGGUGCCUGCAUGGUAUUUUUUGGCUUGUGUCCCCUAUUCCUGGGAUGUGCGAUGGCCAUCGAGCGCUGUGUGGGGGUGACACGUCCCCUCCUGCACUCAGCCCUAGUGACUUCAACUCGGACUAAAUUGACCCUGGCAUCGAUCUGGCUGUUUGCCUUGUGUAUUGCCCUGCUGCCCACAUUGAACUUUGGCAAGUACACAACACAGUACCCUGAGACCUGGUGCUUCAUUGGCGUUCACGGGCACACGCGGGUCUCUGAUGUCGCCUUUGGACUGCUCUUCUCCCUGCUGGGGCUGGCUUCCCUGGCAGCUGCCCUGCUGUGCAACACGAUAAGUGGCAUCACACUGGUGUCUGCCCGUCUCCGUAAGCGUGUCUGUAACCGAAGAGCCAAGUCCCACGACAUUGAGAUGGUGGUACAGCUCCUGGGCAUUAUGGUGGUAUCAUGCAUCUGCUGGAGUCCCAUUCUGAUCUUUGUGGCGAUGUCAGUGACCAAGUCGUACGGUGACACCGACUACAAUGUCCAGCACUACAGGUGGCUCAUGUUUCUGGGUGUCCGACUGGCCUCCUGGAAUCAGAUCCUUGACCCCUGGGUCUACAUCCUGCUGCGGCGGGCCGUGCUGAAGAAGAUCUACCAGAUCGUCAUGCGGCAGAGGGACCUGGCGGGCAGCAAGCUGGGCCGCUGGGAAGUCAGCUCUUUCCAGAGCUCCGAGAGGACGGUGAUGAACAGGGUCUGAGCCGCUGCCUGGCACAUAGACCACCCGGCUGUGAAGGAAUGCGGUGCCUCACCGGGCAUCAUGGUGGCCGAGAUCAGACGUGUAACCCUGCGGCGGCAGCAGGCCUCGCCAGGUCUCGGCAUUGUCAAGCGUGGCGAACUCUGAAGGGGGCGCCAAUGAGCGCCAGCGCUGCUGCUGCUUGUGUGGGCACGGCUUUGGGCUCCUCGAUAACGGGCAUUAUGAAGGAAGGAGCCACACGAGUUGGUCAGCCACCCUGUGGCAAGAACUCAAGUUCGCCCACUCGAGUUUGUCUCAGGAACUGGGAAACGAAACCUGCAUGUAAAUACGAGCAAGAAUAUACAUUUGUAAAAUAAAUACUAAUAAAGCUAAUUUAACACUUUUUAAAAAGACGCAAGAAACUUGGACAAAGGGUCACUUUCU